AUGGAUGAAUUGACGAAAUUAGAACAUUUGUCAUUAGUGUCGAAAAUAUGUACCGAAUUAGAAAAUCAUUUGGGACUCAACGACAAAGAUUUGGCUGAAUUUAUCAUUGACCUAGCAUUCAACAACGAUACGUUAGAAACAUUCAAAAAAGCUCUUUUGAAAAAUGGAGCUGAAUUUUCAGAUUCAUUUAUUGCUAAUUUGCUGCGUAUUAUACAACAUAUGCAACCGAAAACAUCAAAACAAUCUGGAAAUAAAUUAUAUGAUAAUAUUGACAAAAAUGAUACAUUAGCAUGUAAAUUUCCGGGUUUAGCAAUACCCAAUGAAAUUGUUGGUGAAGAAAAUGACCCCAUUAGUGCUGUCAUGGCUGAAUUAGAGUCUUUUGCUCCGAUUCUUAGCUCCAAUGGUACUGGGGAGGAUAAAACUAACCCACCAAAUGCUUCACAUGAUAAACAUUUUUCCAGAAGUCGAUCUAAGAGUCAUGAUAGACAACACAGGAGGCGAAAUUCUAAAAACAGAAGUAGAAGUCGAGAAAAACAUCGUAGGGACAAAAGUCACGAUAAACAGAAAAAUAGAAGUCGUGAUAGACAGAGGGAUAGGAGUCGUGAUAGACAGAGAGAUAGAAGUCGUGAUAGACAGAGGGAUAGGAGUCGUGAUAGACAGAGGGGUAGGAGUCGUGAUAGACAGAGGGAUAGAUACAAUAAAGACAAAUCAUAUAGAGAUAGAAGUAAAGAAAAGCGAAGAGAUCAAAAUAAUGAUCGAAACAGAAAUCGAGAUAGAUAUGAUCAUCACAAUACUAAAAGAAGCAGGAGCAAAGAUGGACAAAGAAAAGAAAGAUAUGAAAAAGAAAUUGAAUCAAAAAGCAAAUUUCCAGAAUUGGGAAAAGUGUAUUCUGGUAAAGUCUUAAAUAUUGUAGACUUUGGUUGUUUUGUACAAUUAGAUAUGUUCCGUCAAUCCCAAGGACUUGUACACAUUUCACAAUUACGUCAAAAAGGAAGAGUGACUUCUGUUAGUGACGUCGUUUCAAGAGGUGAUAAAGUUAUGGUAAAAGUGUUAUCAAUAAGUGGUAACCAAAAAAUUUCAUUAUCCAUGAAAGACGUUGAUCAAGAAACUGGAGAAGACUUAAACCCUAUGAUACAACCUGGAGAUUUAGAUGAAGACGAUGAUAUGAUGGGUGGCCGUAACCCUGACCGACCUACUUCUUUAUUAGAAUUACAGACAAUUGCUGAUGCUGAUGAAAUGACAAAUUUAAAACGUAUGAAUAAGAUUUCAUCUCCAGAGCGUUGGGAAAUUAAACAAAUGAUAUCAGCCAAUUGUAUAGACAAAAGCGAACUUCCCGAUUUUGAUGAAGAAACUGGUAUUUUACCCAAAGACAACACUGAAGAAGAACAAGAUAUUGAAAUUGAAAUUGUUGAAGAUGAACCUCCAUUUUUACAUGGUCAUGGUAGAAAUCUCCAUGAUCUCAGCCCAGUUCGUAUAGUUAAAAAUCCAGAUGGCUCUCUCGCACAAGCAGCCAUGAUGCAAAGUGCAUUGUCCAAGGAACGUAGAGAACAUAAAAUGUUACAGCGCGAACAAGAAAUGGAUUCUGUGCCUAAAAAUGUUACUAAAAAUUGGAUCGAUCCUCUACCAGAUAAUGACAGUAGACAAUUAGCUUCAAACAUGCGAGGAAUUGGUUUAACUGCACAAGAUGUACCGGAAUGGAAAAAACAUGUUAUUGGCGGUAAAAAAAGUUCAUUUGGAAUGAAGACCAACCUAACUCUCCUGGAACAAAGACAAAGUUUACCAAUUUAUAAACUCAAAGAUGAACUCAUAAAAGCUGUAACUGACAACCAAAUAUUAAUUGUCAUUGGAGAAACUGGUUCUGGAAAAACCACUCAGAUUACUCAAUACUUAGCUGAGGCUGGGUUUACUUCAAGAGGUAAAAUUGGAUGUACUCAACCUAGAAGAGUAGCAGCCAUGUCUGUUGCAAAAAGAGUAUCUGAAGAAUUUGGAUGCAGAUUAGGACAAGAAGUCGGUUACACUAUUCGUUUCGAGGAUUGCACUAGUCCAGAAACUGUUAUCAAAUACAUGACAGACGGCAUGUUGCUGCGUGAAUGUCUAGUAGAUUUUGACCUGAAAAACUAUUCUGUGAUCAUGUUGGAUGAAGCUCACGAAAGGACAAUAAACACUGACGUUUUAUUUGGAUUGUUAAAACAAGCUGUCACGAAAAGGAAAGAACUUAAACUAAUAGUAACGUCUGCUACUCUAGACGCUGUGAAGUUUUCUCAAUACUUUUUUGAAGCGCCCAUAUUCACAAUUCCUGGACGUACUUUCCCCGUAGAAGUAUUAUAUACUAAAGAACCUGAGACUGACUAUUUAGAUGCAUCACUUAUUACAAUUAUGCAAAUACAUUUACGUGAACCACCUGGUGAUGUAUUACUUUUCUUGACGGGUCAAGAAGAAAUUGAUACAGCUUGUGAAAUUUUAUAUGAGAGAAUGAAGUCAUUAGGACCCGACAUACCAGAGUUAAUUAUUUUACCUGUCUAUUCAGCUCUACCUAGUGAAAUGCAAACCAGAAUUUUUGAAGCAGCCCCUCCUGGAUCUCGAAAAGUUGUAAUCGCAACAAAUAUUGCUGAGACUUCAUUAACAAUUGAUGGUAUCUAUUAUGUUGUCGAUCCUGGAUUUGUAAAACAAAAAGUUUACAAUUCAAAAACUGGAAUGGAUUCUCUAGUCGUCACACCAAUUUCACAAGCACAAGCCAAACAAAGAGCUGGUCGUGCUGGCCGUACUGGACCAGGCAAAUGUUAUAGACUUUAUACAGAGAGAGCCUAUAGAGAUGAAAUGUUGCCAACACCUGUGCCUGAAAUACAGCGCACAAAUUUAGCAACUACAGUAUUGCAACUGAAAACUAUGGGCAUUAAUGAUUUACUUCAUUUUGACUUCAUGGAUGCUCCACCAGUUGAAAGUUUAAUCAUGGCCUUGGAAUCAUUGCAUUCUUUAAGUGCAUUAGAUGAUGAAGGUUUACUUACCAGAUUAGGAAGACGAAUGGCAGAAUUUCCAUUGGAACCAAACCUCUCCAAAAUGUUGAUAAUGUCUGUUCAUCUUCAAUGUUCCGAAGAGAUAUUGACUAUUGUAUCCAUGCUUUCUGUUCAAAAUGUUUUUUAUAGACCAAAAGAUAAACAAGCAUUGGCUGAUCAGAAAAAAGCUAAAUUCAAUCAAGUUGAAGGUGAUCAUUUAACACUUUUGGCAGUGUAUAAUUCUUGGAAAAAUAACAAAUUUAGUAAUGCUUGGUGUUAUGAGAAUUUCGUCCAAGUACGUACACUGAAAAGAGCACAAGAUGUUCGUAAACAAUUGCUUGGAAUCAUGGACCGACAUAAGUUGGAUGUUGUUUCGGCUGGUAAAAACACAGCUCGAAUACAGAAAGCUAUUUGUUCUGGAUUUUUCCGUAAUGCAUCUAAAAAAGAUCCACAAGAAGGUUAUCGUACUCUUGUUGAUGGACAGGCGGUCUACAUUCAUCCGAGCAGUGCCUUGUUCAACAGACAACCUGAAUGGGUUAUGUAUCACGAGCUGGUUCAAACCACCAAGGAAUACAUGCGUGAGGUGACAACAAUAGAUCCAAGGUGGCUUGUUGAAUUUGCACCAGCAUUCUUUAAAUUCUCUGAUCCAACAAAAUUGAGCAAGUUCAAAAAGAAUCAACGACUAGAACCACUUUAUAACAAAUAUGAAGAACCUAACUCGUGGAGAAUUUCCAGAGUGAGGAGAAGAAGAAACUAA
This is a messenger RNA of Melanaphis sacchari, 3750 nucleotides long. RefSeq names its product ATP-dependent RNA helicase DHX8 (gene pea). Gene Ontology annotation, biological process: spliceosomal complex disassembly; mRNA splicing, via spliceosome. The transcript is spliced from 18 exons. Gene Ontology annotation, cellular component: catalytic step 2 spliceosome; intracellular anatomical structure. The record is from RefSeq and is a predicted model, not a curated record. The coding region runs from base 1 to 3750 and encodes 1249 amino acids. Lineage: Eukaryota; Metazoa; Arthropoda; Insecta; Hemiptera; Aphididae. Gene Ontology annotation, molecular function: ATP binding; RNA helicase activity; RNA binding.